Cynoglossus semilaevis (tongue sole) is the source of this 828-nucleotide messenger RNA. It is a transcript of the gene ap4s1, whose product is annotated as adaptor related protein complex 4 subunit sigma 1. Lineage: Eukaryota; Metazoa; Chordata; Actinopteri; Pleuronectiformes; Cynoglossidae. The record is from RefSeq and is a predicted model, not a curated record. The coding region runs from base 289 to 723 and encodes 144 amino acids. Gene Ontology annotation, biological process: protein transport. The transcript is spliced from 6 exons.
AAUGCGUCACCGGUGCAGUAACUGCGCGUGCGUGAAAUUGCUAAAACUCCUGUUACCUUGUUUUUCUUUUGUAAACGGAAACAUAACGUUUAUUUAGAACUUAUUUACGCUGGUUUUAGAUUAAUAUUCUCACCCAGCUUACGAAAUAGCAGGCUGCUAAAUCUGUGGUUAUAUAAAUGGAGGUACACUUGUUUUAGGUAGUGUAUUUUGUAAGUAAGCUAACAGCUGUUAGCUUCAAAUUAGCAUGCUGUUUGUUUUUAGGUUCUUUACAGACACGGAAUCUAGAGGAUGAUAAAGUUUUUGUUGAUGGUGAACCGUCAAGGUCAGACCAGAUUGUCCAGAUAUUAUCAACCCGUGGAGCUGACUAAGAGGGCAGCCCUCGAGGCCGAUGUGGUGCGCUUCUGUCUGAGCCGAAACAAGGAGCAGUGUUCCUUUGUAGAAUACAAAGACUUCCGUCUCAUCUAUCGUCAGUAUGCUGCUCUGUACAUCGUGGUUGGGGUCACAGAUGCAGAAAAUGAGCUGUCCAUCUACGAGCUGGUCCACAACUUUGUUGAAGUUUUGGAUAAAUAUUUCAGCAGAGUGAGUGAACUGGAUAUUAUGUUCAAUCUGGAUCGAGUCCACAUCAUUUUGGAUGAGAUUAUUCAGAACGGACACAUCGUAGAAACAAACAAGAGCCGCAUCCUGGCCCCACUCACUGCACUGGACAAGAUGGCUGACGGCUGAAGACCACCGCGUUGAAGAAGACUCAUUUUGUUUGUUUUUUAAUUAAAGUUUUCACACUUUAGAAAUGUGUUCUGCUCAAAACUGUAAAUAAAUGUUUAAAAACAA